AUGACGACCCCCGAAAAUGCAUUCCAGGACCUCGCUGGCGUCUUCUCUUCUCGAGACAACAAAGUGCUCGAGCUCGAGAUCAUUCCUUCCAGCUUAGAAUCUUCAUAUCUCCAGGAUGGAAACUCAAUCGGAAUCACCAAAAAGGCUCUGGUUCAAGCUUACACGGUCGCACGACAGCUUUUUAUCAAGCGUCUAAUGCCCAUGUCCGAACAUGACAUUCGAGUCGAGCUGUCGGAAAAGAAGACCGAUUCUGCAGCUUUGCCUGGAUCAGUCAUCACUGAAAUCAUGCUCCUGUUUGACUGUGAACAUCUCACGGCAUGUACUUGGCGGAAGCGCCGGCUGCUGGCAGCCGUGACGCGUUGCAUGAAAGACACGGAUCAGGCCUCGACGAUACAUUUGCUGGAAACGGAGUUGACGCUCAUGGCGUCUUAUCAAUGCUCGCCACUGCAUAGACAUACUAAAUCUCCGACGAUGUGGUCCCACCGACUAUGGGUGCUGGGUCAACUAUUGCGGAUUCAAUCAUUGAGUCGGGAAGCAUUGUUGAGACUCGAGCGAGCAGAACUCGAUAUUGUUCUUCGUGCUGGAGAACUACACCCGAAGAACUACUAUGCAUUCAAUUACAUGCGGCAACUGCAUCUUCUCCUUGCGAGCACAUCUACGGAUGUCAAAGACCGCUCACGCUGGACAGUUGAUCUGGCCGGGAUCUUGGUGAACCCGGUGCUGGACUGGUGUCUUGCUAAUCCACGAGAUAUAUCAGGUUGGGCAUUUGAGAAAUAUAUACUUGAGAAUUUCCCUGACCAGGACAUCCGAGCAGACACCAUUGGUCGAGCUCUUCGCUUUGCGCGGGAUGUCGGGUGGGAAGGGGAAAGCUUGUGGAGUUUUGUCGAUCAGGCCGUCCGCCACUUUGACCUCGAGACCGUGGUCGACAAUGUUCUGCGUCAGGAUACACAGAUCCCCGUAUCGGAGCUUCCCGCAGGUCAAUCUGGUUCGCCGAAAUGGCCCUGGAAGAGUCGAUUGGCCCGGGCGAGGGUUUAUUGGGAUUCUUACGGACAAAGCAAUGAUGUACAAUAG
This is a messenger RNA of Penicillium cinerascens, 1071 nucleotides long. RefSeq lists its product as uncharacterized. Gene Ontology annotation, cellular component: cytoplasm. NCBI's taxonomy places the organism in Eukaryota, Fungi, Ascomycota, Eurotiomycetes, Eurotiales, Aspergillaceae. The coding region runs from base 1 to 1071 and encodes 356 amino acids. The record is from RefSeq and is a predicted model, not a curated record. Gene Ontology annotation, molecular function: protein prenyltransferase activity. The transcript has a single exon. Gene Ontology annotation, biological process: protein prenylation.